ACCUUGACAGUGGACACAUAAGGGACGUUUGUGUAACUUCAGUGUCGAGGAAUUCGCCUGCGCUUCACUGUCUGCAUUAACGGCAGAGGAUUUGGCUGUGUUGAUAAAGUGUAACCGCUCCUUCACUGGUUCCAGAACCGUCUGGAAGCUGCUCCUCUCUAAAGCCUCUGCGGUGCUCGAAAACUCACUGGAUCUUCUUGCCAGCAUGACACUGGACCCCAGGCAUACUGCAGUGUCAUUGGUUCUGGAUGCUGUGCGAGAAAUCAGAUUGGAUGCUUCGACCCUUUACAAUGAUUCUGACUUCAUCCAGCUGUGGUUCAACCGCAGGCUCCGCCCGUUCCUGCCCGCCAUGUCCACAGACUUCCUGUCAUGCCUCAGCACAAAGAAUCUGAGCUGCAGCACUUAUCAGGACAUUGUGCAGAUUUUAAGUGGUCUCCAGAUGAACAUGUCAUUUCCCCUCCAGAUGUCUAUCUACACAAAUUUUAUUAAGGGUUUCCUCACCAGGAAUGAAACAGCAGACCCCGGCUGCAGCAUGCACCCUCCCAACAGUGGAGAAUGGAUAAAGGAAAACCUUGGCGGGUUCUCUGCUCUUUUGUCUUUUAAUGACCUACAGAUGCUGCACCCCAACUUCAAUGUGAUGGAAGCCUUGCCACAGCUGACAGUCAGACAGCUAGCAGAGGUCGCCUCCACACCGGGACAGCUCACCUCUCCUGCCCAGGUUACCAUAGUGACGGACCAACAUCCCCAAUCACCUCCUCGCUGCCUCUUCGAUGACCUUUCCGCUGGGAUCAUGAGUCAUGAGACCGUGUUCCCCGCUGCAGUGAGGUCAGCGAUGUUACAAGUUGUCUACGAUCGCGCAAACCUCUCCGAUCACUCUGUGAGUGAUUCAGUCGUGUCAGUGUGGCUCCAGAAACGUCUGCUCCCCCUGUUGGUUAGCUUGUCACCACAACAUGUCAUGCCGUUCUUUAAAAUAUUAGCAAGGAGGAACUGCAGCAUCGAACAGCAGGGCAUCAAAAUUCUGAAUUCAACGAUUGCAACUCUUGGUGGAGAUACCAAGAGGGAAAUCUACAACCACAUCAUUUGGAGUCUUAAAGGAUCACCCCCUCUACGCUGCUAUGGUGAUAACUACAAUCACAGUUUCUACGUUUUCCUAGAGCAGUCAUUCUUGGGAUUUCAGUUCCCAAAUUUGACCACCUUCCUGUCCCUCAUGCCUGAGAGCAAAAUGCAUCUGCUGCUGAACUCUAUGGCUCCAUCAGAUCUUGGUCAGUUCCUCCGGCGGCCAGGGAUUAUUGAUGAUGACAUGCAGCUCUGUAUUAUCUACACUAACUACAUGAAGACGCCAGAGUUCAUAGAGCAAGAGGAUCUCCCAGCAUUGGUGCGGCGGCUCACGUUGCCUUGCAUCUGGCCCAUGGCUCUCAGCAGUUCCAAAAGGUCAGAGGUCAAUGCCUGGUUCGACCUACGCCUUCCAAAGUACAUGGUCUUCCUCACGAAGCAUCUUUUGGCCUCCAGUACAACACAGAAUGCCUCCUGCUUGGCCUUCCAGAAGCUUGUCUCAGUUCUUGGGAAAUACAACUACAGUGUGUCAGACUUUACGAGACAAGAUGUUUUCAUCACCAUCAAAGCCUACCUCACCUCAGUGACCUUGCCAAAGUGCUACAAUGACAGCGACCCAGAUCUAAACUCCACAGCCUGGUUUGCUGAGUACAUUGGCUCCUUUAUGUCCUUCCUCACUCUGGAAGAUCUUCAGACAUUCGGAUCUGCAGAGGUUAUAAAGGUGUUCACAGUGAACCCUCAAAACAUAGCCCUGCUCAACCACUCUGUGCUCCCGCGGAACCUCACCGACUACUACACUGAGCUCAUCUAUCUGCAGGACAGCAAGUUCAACCCCCUGCUCCUUCCUCUGUUGUGUCGGUGUGCUGCUCCUCCUUCAGCUUUCAUGCAGCUGGAUGCAGCAGAGUCUAAAAUUAUUCUGCAAAACCUGACUGUUUGUACAGACGUGGACCCACAGGUUUUUGCUGUUUUGGCAUAUAACUUUGGUGAUGACAUUGAUGUUUCCUCCAUCACUUCCCUCGGCAAUGAAAGCGUCAGCUUAUCAACUGGCCAAAUCCAAAAGAUAAAACCUAAGGACCUGCAAGAUUCCCUUGAUGUUCUCAGCAAAGUGACAGGCUGGAAUCAAGGCCAGGCAUGGGCCAUUGUUCAAAUUCUGAUGUCUACAGGAACAAUGCAGAUUAACAGCUCAUCAUCUUUGCUUACACUCGGAUCUCUCGUUGUGGGCGUUCCCGCCUCAGUGUUCAGCAGCAUCGAUGGCUCUCAACUGCUUUCCGCCUCCAAAGAUCCAACAUUAGUGGAAUACAUGAUGCAGGCUCCAGCGAUUGUCCAGGAGACUUUUGUUGCCCAGAUCAUUUCAUUGAACAACAACAGUGAGGCGAUCAUCUGGAACGUUCCAGAUGAAAUGGCAACUGAGAUACCUCGGUCUUUGUUGUUGGGUUUCUCAGACAACAUCACAGUUUUAGACAAACUCAACAGAAAGAAAUGGAAAAGACAACAGGCUGAGCUAUUCUUCGAGGUCAUAGCCGUGCAAACUGCAACUACAGCUCUGGGAGGUCCCAACAAUUUGUCGUCAUCUGUGCUGCAAGGGUUCACGUGCACUAAAGUGUCGACAUUUCAAAUGGAGCAUAUCACGAAGCUGAUCAAAGCCUGUAGGAGGAAAGGGAAGGAUAAAGUCCCACUGGUCGAGACUCAGCUGACCUGCAUGUACAACUAUAUUAAAGGGCAACCAGAUGCCACCAGCUAUGAGCUCUAUCCUCCAGAUAUGUUGCUGUAUUACAAUUACUCGCUGGUGUCUAGGGACAGUUGCAGGUCUUAUUUUGUACAGCUUGCAGCUGCAGACUUCUCAGUCUUCUCUGAAGCCCUCAGCUACAAACGCUCAGAACUGUUUACUAAUGCCAAGAGUUGCCUGGGGAUAACAAAUACGACUUUGAGUCCUGAUAAUAUAUUGGUUUUGGGCAACAUGUGCUGCAUUUUGGAUGGCUCUUACAUUGAGAACUCAGACUCUUCCAUCAUAGAAAAACUGAAGAACUGCCCAGACUUAAGCAGUGCUCAAGUACAAGCGAUUGAAACUCUACUGCAAAGUGGGACAUCUCAGUAUGGACCUCCAUCGACAUGGAAUGAACAAACAUUGAAGGACCUUGGGAUGUUACCACUGUAUUUGUCUUCAGACUUCUAUGGCCACUUCGAUAAAAAAACAAAGAAAGCAUUCUUGAAAUACUUUCUAAGAGUUCUUAAGCAAGUCGGAGUAGACCGGUCAAAGAUAAGGCAGAUGAAGAAUGCAAUUAUGAAAUCCCUUAGAAAAAAGUCCAAGCGGUCUGUAGGAAGUGACUGCACUGUAGGAGAGAUCACCGACGUGACAAUCAGCGAUUCAACAUUUCCCUUCAACUAUGAUGACAUAACUCAAUUCAACAACUGCCUCAGUGCUUUGGUGGUCAAAAACAACUUGGCUUCCAUCACUGCAAAGGUGGACCAGGUGGAUUACCUCAGGAUAAUUCUCAACAAGCUGAAUGAGGCCUAUGCUAACUCUAGCAUUCCAGAGGAUCAAGUUCAGCUGCUGGGACCAGCAUCUCGCGUGGCCACUAUUGAUGACAUAAACAUGUGGACAAUCACAAAAAUUGACACACUGUCUGCAUUGAUGAAUCCUUCAGAUGGGGCAUGGGAUCCAAACCUGGCUAAAGCUGUCAUCUCCAAAUAUCUCAGCAAGGAAGGAAACAAACUUGAUAGUAAUGCAGUCAAUGCCAUUGGAGGAGACAAUCUGUGUUCCCUGGAUGUUGGAGUUCUGAAGAACAUCUCGCAAGAAAGCCUCAAAAUGGCAAAUGCCCUGUCAUUGGACAAAUGCACCAUGGAUCAAAAACAAGUGCUUUUUACCAUUGCCACAAAUGCCUUCUCUGCAAAUUGCGCAACUAUCUCUACAACCACUUAUCAGCUGUUGCAGUCAUACAUGGGGGGUGCAGCGUUGGAUAAUGUUCAAUGUUUGCUGACUGCCAAUGUCAGCAUGGACAUGGCUACCUUCACCAGGCUGAAUGAGAGCGUUGUAUUGGCACUGACUGUUCCUGAGGUUAAGGACCUUCUUGAUGCCAACUUGCCACAGUUGAGACCAUAUGAGAACCAAUCACUGGUGCAGCAAUGGAUCAGAAAGCAGGAGCAGUCAGAGCUUGAUAUACUGAAUUUAGGUCUUAUUGGAGGAAGAGUCACCGCUAUCCCCACAUCUUCCACCAACACUACGGCUACCGCUAUCCCACCAUCUUCCACCAACACUACAGCUACCGCUAACCCACCAUCUUCCACCAACACUACGGCUACCGCUAACCCACCAUCUUCCACCAACACUACGGCUACCGCUAACCCACCAUCUUCCACCAACACUACGGCUACCGCUAACCCACCAUCUUCCACCAACACUACAGCUACCGCUAUCCCACCAUCUUCCACCAACACUACAGCUACCGCUAACCCACCAUCUUCCACCAACACUACAGCUACCGCUAACCCACCAUCUUCCACUAACACUACGGCUACCGCUAACCCACCAUCUUCCACCAACACUACAGCUACCGCUAUCCCACCAUCUUCCACCAACACUACAGCUACCGCUAUCCCACCAUCUUCCACCAACACUACGGCUACCGCUAACCCACCAUCUUCCACCAACACUACGGCUACCGCUAACCCGCCAUCUUCCACCAACACUACGGCUACCGCUAUCCCCACAUCUUCCACCAACACUACGGCUACCGCUAACCCACCAUCUUCCACCAACACUACAGCUACCGCUAUCCCACCAUCUUCCACCAACACUACAGCUACCGCUAACCCACCAUCUUCCACUAACACUACGGCUACCGCUAACCCACCAUCUUCCACCAACACUACGGCUACCGCUAUCCCACCAUCUUCCACCAACACUACGGCUACCGCUAUCCCACCAUCUUCCACCAACACUACAGCUACCGCUAACCCACCAUCUUCCACCAACACUACGGCUACCGCUAACCCACCAUCUUCCACCAACACUACGGCUACCGCUAUCCCCACAUCUUCCACCAACACUACGGCUACCGCUAACCCACCAUCUUCCACUAACACUACGGCUACCGCUAACCCACCAUCUUCCACCAACACUACGGCUACCGCUAUCCCACCAUCUUCCACCAACACUACAGCUACCGCUAACCCACCAUCUUCCACUAACACUACGGCUACCGCUAUCCCCACAUCUUCCACCAACACUACGGCUACCGCUAACCCACCAUCUUCCACCAACACUACGGAUACCGCUAUCCCACCAUCUUCCACCAACACUACAGCUACCGCUAACCCACCAUCUUCCACCAACACUACAGCUACCGCUAACCCACCAUCUUCCACCAACACUACAGCUACCGCUAACCCACCAUCUUCCACCAACACUACGGCUACCGCUAUCCCCACAUCUUCCACCAACACUACAGUUACCGCUAUCCCACCAUCUUCCACUAAUAUUACAGCUACCACUAAGCCUACAGGCAGCACUGGCUCUACCUCUACCUCCAUCACCACCACAUCAUCAACAGCUAGUCCUGGUUCUGGAUCUGGCAGCACCACUGGGAGACCUUCUACCACCACAGGUAGCAACUGUGAACGUAUGCGAGCAGACGUCAGCUUCUCUCUUCUCGUUUUCCUCACUCUCCUCAUUGCACUCUGCAAUCAAGGCGUAUGACUCUGGUUCAUAUAAAUGGUUCAUGGAAGAUUUCUUUUUAAUUUUACUGCUAAUAACAGGAAGUGUCAAUGAGACUUUUUAAUGCUUUAAACAGUUAAAAAUGACAUUGUUAGAUGCUACUUUGCAUUGUUUCCAAUGUAAAAAGAAAAUUCUCCAAGUGCAAUUACUGUAUAUGUAUGUAUAUAAUCAUUAUUCAUUUGGUGUGGAUCCAGAUCGAGACUUUGGUCUUAAAUUAUGUUGUUGUGUUUAAUCCUGAUUCCUUUGAUUCUGCUAUGCAGUUCAAAUUCAAUUCAGUUGAAUGUUCAAAUUCAGAUCAAGAGCAAAAGUCAACAGCAUGACCGUAGAUGAACAAUUUGAAUCAAAGAUCAGAAUUAAAGAUGAGCACUCAGGAUCAAAGGCCACAAACAUGAUCAAAGACGAGUGAUCAUGAACAAAGGCAAAGCCCAUAGGUCAGGAAUUAGAAACAUAUAUGAGCCAUGGUGGAUGAUUGCACACUGUUGAGUACCAUCCUGUUUGAUUUGAUCUUCAGCAACAAAUAUGCACAAUUGCACACAUUUUCAUAUUUUACCUCACAUAUGUGAUUUUACUGUCUUUUUGUUAAAUUACUGAUAUGUGAAAAUGCAGAUUCUUCUGAAAAAUUGAGACACUUUUUUGUAAUAAUGUUGCUUAAUUCUUUAAUCCGCUACCACUUUUCUCUCCCAGAUAGCAAAUGAGCUGCAUGUUUGAUGUUACAUCAUUAAUAAAUACAGUAACACGUUGUAUUAUCA
Thalassophryne amazonica is the source of this 6516-nucleotide messenger RNA. RefSeq lists its product as uncharacterized. Lineage: Eukaryota; Metazoa; Chordata; Actinopteri; Batrachoidiformes; Batrachoididae. The record is from RefSeq and is a predicted model, not a curated record. Gene Ontology annotation, biological process: cell-matrix adhesion. The coding region runs from base 206 to 5749 and encodes 1847 amino acids. The transcript has 32 exons. Gene Ontology annotation, cellular component: cell surface.